This is a messenger RNA of Eimeria mitis, 1182 nucleotides long. RefSeq lists its product as uncharacterized. Gene Ontology annotation, biological process: autophagosome organization; autophagy; peptidyl-serine phosphorylation. The record is from RefSeq and is a predicted model, not a curated record. Gene Ontology annotation, cellular component: autophagosome; cytoplasm. Gene Ontology annotation, molecular function: protein serine/threonine kinase activity; ATP binding. The transcript has a single exon. NCBI's taxonomy places the organism in Eukaryota, Apicomplexa, Conoidasida, Eucoccidiorida, Eimeriidae. The coding region runs from base 1 to 1182 and encodes 393 amino acids.
AUGGUUGAGAGCCCCCUGCCACCAGCGCCAGAGAAACACAGCGAUCUUCCUGAUCUCGAUGAUAUACCUCGGAGUUUAGAGCGGGGUAAAGAUGCUCUGUUUCUUGCUGCUGAGAUGGGGAGUUUAAGUUCAAGUGUGGAGAAAGGAAAGCUCCUAGGUAGAAAGCUCUGGGGGAUGACGAAAGCUGCAGCACAAGCACUGACAGGGGGGGCGCUAAAGAGUAUCGUUGACGCUACGAUUACGCUUUCUGAACGGAACCUUGUUUCCUCUGAAACUUUUUUAGGUCUAGCAGGACAACCGCUGCACAUAGAACGUAUCAUUGGUUUCGGGCCGACAAGUGUAUACUUUACAGCCACAACAUUUUACCAGACAACAUACACUAUACGUCUUCCUGUAUUUCCCCUCAGCGCUGGACUAGCCGCCGGAGAUUGCUGGCGCUCUUUGGAGCGAGAAAAACAAGCAGUUGCACAUGCAUGCGGUAAAGAGAAUUUGAAUGUUGCAUCGGAGAGAAGAGGACUUCUUAUUCCUCUUUCCGUUGCUACAGUUGACGGGAUGGCUAGCGAGACAGUGACAGAGUAUGGAUUUGUUCUGAAUGAAGUGACUAUCAUGAAGCCGUUGUUGGCAAACCUAGCGAAGGUAUUGGCAUAUCUACCUGAUCACGGCGCCGACACCGCAGCUGCGAAAGAGUAUACGGCUCGUCGGUUGCUACUGCAGACGCUGCAGCUUCACGAGGCGGGUGUCAGCCACAACGGCUUACGCCCCCAAAGUAUAUUCGUCGAUACCUCUGGCGGUUUCCUGCUAGCAGGAAUGGAGGCGGUGACCCUCUAUGGUGAGGACUUGCCUGCAGAUGCAGAGCUGAGUACGGUGUAUGCAGAGCCGCAGCUCGUGAAGGAGUUCGACGAGUAUAUGCAGGGGGGGGCCCCGGUAAAGGCGAACGAGAAGAGUGAUCUAUGGAGCCUGGGGGUUCUCCUGUAUGAAGUAUUCACAGGAAAGGAGUUUAAAGAGCUGAUGCAAGAGGGCCAGACAUUUGAUGAAACCGCAGCAAGCAACGCGGAUAUACAGCUCGCCAUAGUGAGUACACCACCUGUAUGGAAGGAUCUGGUGCUUCGCUUGCUACAAACAAAGAGAGAGAAACGCAUAUCUCACAGUGAAAUACUACAAGAGUUCAGUUCCCUUCUAUAA